ACUGUCCGUAAUUUGAAAGGGUGCCUCAAGACUGUCCGUAAUUUGAAAGGGUGCCUCAAGACUGUCCAUCAUUUGAAAGGGUGCCUCAAGACUGUCCAUCAUUUGAAAGGGUGCCUCAAGACUGUCCAUCAUUUGAAAGGGUGCCUCAAGACUGUCCAUCAUUUGAAAGGGUGCCUCAAGACUGUCCAUCAUUUGAAAGGGUGCCUCGGGACUGUCCAUCAUUUGAAAGGGUGCCUCGGGACUGUCCAUCAUUUGAAAGGGUGCCUCUGGACUGUCCAUCAUUUGAAAGGGUGCCUCUGGACUGUCCAUCAUUUGAAAGGGUGCCUCUGGACUGUCCAUCAUUUGAAAGGGUGCCUCGGGACUGUCCAUCAUUUGAAAGGGUGCCUCGGGACUGUCCAUCAUUUGAAAGGGUGCCUCGGGACUGUCCAUCAUUUGAAAGGGUGCCUCUGGACUGUCCAUCAUUUGAAAGGGUGCCUCUGGACUGUCCAUCAUUUGAAAGGGUGCCUCAAGACUGUCCAUCAUUUGAAAGGGUGCCUCAAGACUGUCCAUCAUUUUAAAGGGUGCCUCAGAACUUUCCAUCAUUUUAAAGGGUGCCUCAAGACUGUCCAUCAUUUUAAAGGGUACCUCAAGUGGCCAGUUUUUUAGAAUGGGGUGCCUCAAGAUUUUCCAUAAUUUGAAAGGGUGCCU
Molecule: messenger RNA, 687 nt
Organism: Staurois parvus
Lineage: Eukaryota; Metazoa; Chordata; Amphibia; Anura; Ranidae
Source: the annotation of a GenBank genome assembly